Molecule: messenger RNA, 3157 nt
Organism: Cynara cardunculus var. scolymus (artichoke)
Lineage: Eukaryota; Viridiplantae; Streptophyta; Magnoliopsida; Asterales; Asteraceae
Product: DNA topoisomerase 1 alpha-like
Exons: 17
Coding region: 527-2947 (806 amino acids)
Biological process (GO): DNA replication; DNA topological change; chromosome segregation
Cellular component (GO): chromosome; nucleolus
Molecular function (GO): DNA binding; DNA topoisomerase type I (single strand cut, ATP-independent) activity
Source: RefSeq, a predicted model, not a curated record
UCAUGGGGAUUUAGCCCGAAACUGACCUCCUUUUUGACCCGAAUUUGACGAAAGCUUCUUCCUUUUCUUCUCUAUCCAAAUUUCUAGGCUCUCGACGGCAACCCUCCUUUCUAUCCUUCAUCGGAGACGAAACGGGAUCUAGGGUUCAACUUUCACCUUCACGCCGUACAACUGAAGUCAUAGUGGAACUCUCUUCGUUUUGGAAGAGAGUACCCUUGAGUUGUUUAGCGAUGACUCUCGAAUUUUAACGGCUAGAGUUGCUUGGCUAUGUUGGAUGGUACAUCAAAAGACCCAGUUGGAAACUGUAAAGUUAGAAACCCAAUAAGUCAAUUCUCUUCUGUCCACCGACUCUCUGGCCUGAAGCUGCAAAUCCAAUUAGGUCUCAAGUCAUUGCCAGCACUCUCUAUCAUCACCUUUUCGGCUGAAGCUAGACUGUUGCCACUAUCACAUCUGAGGUCCUUCCACAACCUCGGGUAAAUACAGGAUUUCCGAAAUCAAGUGCUAUAUGACAACAAGCUGACAAAAAAUGAAUUAUUCAUCUGAUGAGGAUGAUAAGCCCUUGGUUUUCAAAAGGAGCUCAACUUCUGAUAAAUUUAAGCAUUCUGCUCAACAGAAGGCAGCUGCAGUUGUUAGGCAAGAGAAGCCUUCCCCUAAAACUGUUGCUAAGCAAAACAGUGACUCGGAGGAUUCUGAAGAUGACAAACCAUUGAGUUCUAGAAUUUCAACUGUACCUAAGGCAAACUCCAACCAUGUGAAAGUAGGACCUAGCAUGAGUGCAUCUCAACGUUCAAAAACACAAGUAAAAAAUGAAGAUUCUGAUGACGAGAAACCUUUAUCUUCGAAAUUCACGCCCAAAUCCUAUGUCAGUGCAUCUAUCCGCAAGCAUGAUGAUUCUGAUGAUGAUAAACCAUUAUCAUCGAAAGUUAAGCAAAAUGGUUCUGCAUCAAGGGAUAAUCAAAGUAGAAAACCUAAUAUUGGCUUAAAUAAGAGACCUCCAAAUGAGGAAAAUUCUUUAGGUCAGUCAUCGAUUAAAAAGCCAAAGCUUUCAGAUUCAUCCGCACCAAUCAACCGCAAGCCAGUUUCUGUGAAACCAGAGUCUGAGACAGAUGAUGACGAGAAUGAUCACGUUCCCAUAUCUCAGAGGAUGAAGAACAAAGCUCCAUCAGGUAGUAAAUCGGCAUCCAUAAAACAGAAGUCGAUUAAAGUAAAUUCCUCUUCGUUUAAGAAAACCAUCAAGAAGUCGAAGAAGAUAGAGAAAAAUUCAAAAUACUCUAAGCCGUCAAAGGUCCCCCCUGGAUCCGGUGAAGGGCAGAAGUGGACAAGUUUGGUUCAUAAUGGUGUAAUUUUCCCACCACCAUACAAGCCUCAUGGGGUUAAGAUGCUCUACAAGGGGAAGCCUGUUGAUUUGACUCCCGAACAGGAGGAGGUUGCAACAAUGUUUGCAGUGAUGUUAGAUACUGAUUACAUGACCAAACCUGUGUUCAAAGAAAAUUUCAUGGGUGAUUGGCGCAAGAUAUUGGGAAGAAACCACACAAUCCAGAAUUUAGAUGACUGUGAUUUCAGACCUAUAUAUGAAUGGCAUCAGAGGGAAAAGGAGAAAAAGAAGCAAAUGAGUACAGAAGAGAAGAAAGCUGUAAAAGAAGAAAAGAUGAAGCUCGAGGAGAAAUAUAUGUGGGCCAUAGUUGAUGGGGUGAAAGAGAAGGUUGGAAACUUCCGAGUAGAGCCACCCGGGUUGUUCCGAGGCCGUGGAGAGCAUCCAAAGAUGGGAAAGCUGAAAAAGCGCAUCCGUCCGAGUGAUAUUACAAUAAAUAUUGGGAAGGGCUCCCCAAUCCCUGAAUGUCCAAUUCCUGGUCAAAGCUGGAAAGAAGUUAGGCAUGAUAAUACUGUCACUUGGUUAGCAUAUUGGAAUGAUCCGAUAAAUCCGAAGGACUUCAAGUAUGUGUUUCUAGCCGCAAGCAGUUCCCUGAAGGGUCAAAGUGACAAGGAAAAAUACGAGAAAGCAAGGUCAUUGAAGGGAUACAUUGAAGGCAUCAGAAAAGCUUACACUAGAGAUUUUGGAAAUAAGGAUGUGACAAAGAGGCAAGUGGCAGUGGCUACAUAUCUCAUCGAUAAAUUAGCACUUAGGGCAGGGAAUGAGAAGGAUGAUGAUGAAGCUGAUACAGUUGGUUGCUGCACGUUGAAAGUAGAAAACGUUGAGCCAGAGCCUCCGAAUAUCCUGAAGUUUGACUUCCUUGGUAAAGAUUCUAUACGGUACCAAAAUGAGGUUGAAGUAGAGCUUCCAGUGUUCAAAGCGAUUCAACAGUUCCGAACAGGGAAGAAAGAUGGCGAUGAUCUAUUUGACAAGCUGGAUACCAGUACUUUGAAUGCUCAUCUAAAGGAACUCAUGCCUGGCCUGACAGCAAAAGUUUUCCGUACAUAUAAUGCAUCAUUCACAUUGGAUGAUAUGUUAAAUAGGGAUAUGAAGGGUGGAAAUGUUGCUGAAAACUUAGUCGUUUAUAACCAAGCAAACAAGGAGGUUGCAAUCAUUUGUAAUCAUCAACGGACUGUUUCAAAGUCUCAUAGUGCACAAAUGACGAGGUUGAAUGAGAAAAUAGAGGAACUAAAGGGUGUUGUAGAAGAACUGGAAACUGAUUUGGCUCGUGCAAAGAAAGGGAAGCCUCCAUUGAAGGGUUCUGAUGGGAAGACGAAGAGAAAUAUGAACCCUGAAGCGUUACAUAAGAAGAUUGUUCAAACUAAUGCAAAGAUUGAGAAAAUGGAACGCGACAAAGAGACCAAAGAAGACUUGAAAACUGUGGCAUUGGGUACUUCAAAAAUCAACUAUCUUGAUCCUAGAAUAACUGUGGCAUGGUGUAAGCGUCGUGAAGUUCCCAUCGAGAAGGUAUUUAACAAGUCUUUACUGGCAAAGUUCGCUUGGGCGAUGGAUGUGGAACCUAGCUUCAGGUUCUAGAGAGAAACUCUUGUAGCACCAGCUGUAUCCCGACCCAAAAAAAGAAAAAGAAAGAACUAAAUGGACAGAAGAAAUCGAUGAAUUUACAAUUUUUGUUAUACUUUUCCAUUUUAUUCCUUUACUUAGCGGAAAAUUCAUGUUGUACUAAGCAUGUUAAAUGAACUAACGAUGAGUUACUCGAAGAUGUGUUAAUCUUGACACGUUAUGCAA